AUGAAAUUUAACAUUUCCAUGAAAGAUUUUAAGCUUCUUCUUUCUUUCUUCUCUGUUCUCUUCUCUUUCUUUAUAGUUUCCAUUGCUGUUGAUACCAUAUCUGUCAACCAGACAAUCAGAGACGGCGAGACUAUAGUUUCUCCUAGCGGCAGAUUUGCUCUGGGUUUUUUCGGCUACAGCGGUUCAAGCAGUCGAUAUGUUGGAAUUUGGUAUCCUUUCUCUAAUAAUACCGUGGUCUGGGUUGCCAACAGAGCAAUGCCACUCAACGAUUCAUCCGGAGUUCUGCAACUAACCAGCAAGGGAAUUCUUGUUCUCCAUAAUUCAACGAACACUGUAGUAUGGUCCACCAACACAUCAAGAGAGGCGCAGAGUCCAGUAGCUCAGCUUUUGGAUUCAGGGAACCUUGUUGUUAGAGAGGCAAAUGAUACUGACGAGGAUAAUUACUUGUGGCAGAGUUUUGAUUUCUUAAGUGACACGUUUUUACCAGGCAUCAAGUUUGGAAAAAACUUGGUAACUGGCCAUGAUCGAUAUCUUGUAUCCUGGAAAAGCACCACCGAUCCUUCUUUAGGAGAUUCUACAACUAGGCUUGAUCCCGGGGGAUAUCCCCAAAUCUAUAUCAGAAAAGAUGAGAACAUAGUGUUUCGUUCUGGACCUUGGAAUGGUCUUCGAUUCAGUGGGAUGCCCAAUUUGAAACCAAACCCAAUUUAUACUUACGAGUUUGUUUACAAUCAGCAGGAGAUAUAUUACAGGUAUGAUCUUAUUAGCAAAUCCGUUAUUUCAAUGAUGGUGCUAAACAAUGAUGGUAUCUUCCAGCGUGUUACAUGGUCGAAUAGCACUCAGACUUGGAAUCUGUACUUAACGACGCAGAUGGAUAACUGCGACAGAUAUGCAAUUUGCGGUGCAUAUGGAACAUGUAACAUUAACAAUUCACCGCCAUGCGCUUGCCUGGAUGGAUUUGUACCCAAAGAUGAGCAAGCCUGGGAUUCGGGGGAUUGGUUAAGCGGAUGCGUAAGAAAGAAUGAAUCAAUUUGCAGGGCAGGAGAGGGGUUUCAGAGGAUAUCAAGUGUGAAAUUGCCAGAUACAAGAACAUCAUGGUUUAAUCGGACCAUGGACCUUAAAGAAUGUGAGAGUGUGUGCCUGAAGAAUUGCUCUUGUACAGCUUAUUCAACUUUGAAUAUUACAGAUGGCAGUGGAUGCUUGCUUUGGUUCGAGGAACUUAUUGAUAUCAGACAUUACACAGAAGAUGGGCAAGAUUUUUUCAUAAGGCUGGCUGCCUCUGAUUUGGAGUCCAUUCACAGGCCUAGGAGCCAAACACGAGUCUGGAUCAUAGCUGUCUCUGUAUUGGUUGCUGUUGCUGCUUUACUAGGCCUAUGCCUGCUGUUUCAUUUCAGAAGGAAGAGAUUUCAAAGAAGAGAAAGCAUAGGAAGGAUGCAAGACAGAGACUAUACUGAUGAAAGCAGGGAAAGAGAUUUAGAACUCCCACUAUUUGACUUCUUAACAAUAGCAAAUGCCACAGAGAACUUUUCGGAAUACAAUAAGCUCGGAGAAGGUGGUUUUGGUCCUGUUUACAAAGGUACAUUGAAAGAUGGACGGGAGAUUGCUGUAAAGAGGUUGUCAAAGGAUUCCACACAGGGACUUGAUGAAUUCAAGAAUGAAGUCAUCUUCAUUGCCAAGCUUCAGCACCGAAACCUUGUGAAGCUUCUGGGUUGCUGCAUCCAGCAAGAAGAAAAAAUGUUGAUCUAUGAAUACAUGCCCAACAAAAGCUUGGACGCUUUCAUUUUUGAUCAAAAGCAGAGAAAAUUGUUGGAUUGGCCCAUGAGAUUCCACAUCAUUAAUGGGAUUGCUCGCGGACUUCUUUAUCUUCAUCAAGAUUCUAGAUUGAGAAUCAUCCACAGAGAUCUAAAAGCUAGUAAUAUAUUGCUCGACAUCGAUAUGAACCCAAAAAUUUCAGAUUUUGGCAUGGCAAGGAGUUUUGGGGGAAAUGAAAUUCAAGGAAACACAAAAAGAGUUGUCGGGACUUAUGGUUACAUGUCUCCAGAAUAUGCAAUCGAUGGUCUAUUUUCGAUAAAAUCAGAUGUAUUUAGUUUCGGUGUGUUAGUGCUAGAGAUAAUCAGUGGGAAGAGAAACAGAGGAUUCUAUCAUCCAGACCACAAGCACAACCUUAUUGGCCAUGUAAGUGUCAACAACAUUGUUACAUCAAAUUUUCAUUUGUCAACUGCAUAA
This is a messenger RNA of Manihot esculenta (cassava), 2223 nucleotides long. Its product is annotated as G-type lectin S-receptor-like serine/threonine-protein kinase At4g27290. The transcript is spliced from 6 exons. The coding region runs from base 1 to 2223 and encodes 740 amino acids. Gene Ontology annotation, molecular function: protein serine/threonine kinase activity; ATP binding. The record is from RefSeq and is a predicted model, not a curated record. NCBI's taxonomy places the organism in Eukaryota, Viridiplantae, Streptophyta, Magnoliopsida, Malpighiales, Euphorbiaceae. Gene Ontology annotation, biological process: protein phosphorylation; recognition of pollen.